GCAUGAUUUCAAAGAAAUGACUUGGACAUCUUGGUGGAUGUUGUCAUUUUCAUUUUCAUUUUCAUUUUCAUGUACGUGUAAGUGGGGAGUGUUAUCUAAGUAUAGAUAUAGAGACCUUUUCAUUCUCAUUCUCAUUCUUCUGCUUCGCUUUCUUUCCUCCUCGUUCUUCGUUCUACCAUAUAUUCUGCAGCGUUACACUUGUGUUAGAUCCACCGUCUAGAAAUACCCUGCCAGGCAAAGUUCCUGACUCUCCUCGCGUCAUUUCAACGCCUCGGAUUUCACAACCUCCCAUCCAAAUCAUCCUCAAUUGAGCCACCAGGUUUCAAGCUCAAAGUCUCGAGCCUCCACGACUUCACAUUGUUUACACAAGCCCUCAUUUCCCACCCACGAACAAUCUAAUCUUAUAUCUCCUCCCACCCCCAUCUUCGCAAAACCUCCACCCCACACACCUGAUCCUCGAUCUGGACUCGCGCUACCCCACUCGCGUCACUUUCCAGGGUCUCACCACGCUACAAAAUUUUGCGCUACUACCUGCCUGACUCUUUGGCAACAGUUUCCGUACACCGUAAUCUCCAGCUUGAAUACUUCUUCCGGCUACGCGCUGUGUUCCGAUCUGCUCGAAGCCUUCGGGUUGUGGUCUUGUGAGAGGUAUCACUGACACAGACACUUGCGACCGUUCGAAUCGAGAAGUGUCUCAGUUCUACGAAGCACAAGAAGUGAUCUUGUAUAUAGAGAGAGCAAAGUCAGAAUUCAAAAUGGACACAUCAGUCGCCGAAGAAUCUAUUCCUACUUAUGAAGAAGUGUGUUGGAAAUCCAAACCUUACAGAACAAUGACUUACCCCCCACGCACACAAUCCCACCACCACCACCCCAUCCCCGCACCCCGGACCCGCUCCAAAAAAGGCGCCCCCCUCGACCCCUACGAUCUCUCCCGCCGUCUCAGAGCCCACCUCGCCCAACAAAAGGCCCUCGCCGAACACCGCCGCGCAUCCCUCUCCUCCACAUCCACAGACCCGUACCACCACACCCCCCAAGUCGCCGCCCUCUCUUUCGAACACACAGCCACUGCUGAAAAACUCCGCAACGUCCAUAAACUCUCCGAGCCCGCGCUGAAAAAUCUAGGGUACAUGACCAUUGACGCAGGCGGCGGCGGACUAGGAGGAUGCGGUUCCGGAUACGCAUAUCAGAAACCCGGCACGCUUUUACAGAAAACGCAAAUCUACGAUCAUGUCACGGCGGACAAGGCAAAAGUGAGAAAUCGAAAUCAGUAUCAGUGGACAUCGGCGCUGGAGCGUGCGGCGGAAUUAGAUGCCGAGAGGGACGUGUAUCGAUGUCCUCGGCGAACGUUCAAUUCAGAUGUACCGGUUGUGCAUAAAAGCCGCGCGGGCAUGCGGCCCAUGAGCAUGGGGGAUUAUUUGCCGUGGGAGGAAAAGGAGGAGAGGGAGGUGAAGGAAGUGAAGAGGGAGAAGAACGAUAGACAUGACUGGACGCAGCGGGAUGAGAGUGAGGAGACGAGAAGGUCGAUGAGGGAGAGGGUGGGGCCGCUGCUGUCAUUGAAACUUAAGAAGGGGAAAGGACUCGAGGAGGGGGAGGGGGGAAGGACAAAGUCGCUGGUGAGAUCACCGAUUAGAGUGAGCUUUUUUGGGAGGUUUAAACGUAGUUCUCCUAGUCAUGGAUGGUAGUUAAUAAAUUAAUUUUAUUUA
This is a messenger RNA of Botrytis cinerea B05.10, 1703 nucleotides long. RefSeq lists its product as hypothetical. The record is from RefSeq and is a predicted model, not a curated record. NCBI's taxonomy places the organism in Eukaryota, Fungi, Ascomycota, Leotiomycetes, Helotiales, Sclerotiniaceae. The coding region runs from base 756 to 1682 and encodes 308 amino acids. The transcript has 2 exons.